AUGUCAAAUAAACAACCAUUAGAUGACCGUAGCCAAAGAAUAGUUUGGGUGGAUUUAGAAAUGACAGGUUUGGAUAUUACCAAAGAUUGUAUAUUGGAAAUGGCUUGUAUUAUUACUGAUUCAGAAUUAAAUAUUAUUGAGAAAGGACCAGAACUCGUAAUUCACAGAUCUAAUGAGGUUUUAGAAUCAAUGAAUUCAUGGUGCAUUGAUCAUCAUGGUAAAUCAGGUUUAACAGAUAGAGUCAAAAACUCAAAAAUAACAAUUGAAGAAGCACAAUUGGAAAUGUUUAAUUUUAUUGAAAAACAUGUUGGUAAAGAGCAGGCACCAUUGGCAGGUAAUUCAGUUUAUCAAGAUAGAAAAUUCUUAGAGAAGGAGAUGCCAUUAUUUAACAACCAUUUACACUACAGAAUUAUAGAUGUAUCUUCCAUUAAGGAAUUGGCAAGAAGAUGGUACCCCACAGAAUUAAAAAAAGCACCUAAAAAAGAAGGUAGUCAUCGUGCUUUAAAAGAUAUCGAAGAAAGUAUUGAAGAGUUAAAAUUUUAUCGUACUGCCUUCUUUAAAUAAAUAAAAAAUAAACAUAAAACAUAACAAUUAUUAUUUUUUUUUUUGUAGUUUUUUAAUUUC
This is a messenger RNA of Dictyostelium purpureum, 624 nucleotides long. RefSeq lists its product as uncharacterized. NCBI's taxonomy places the organism in Eukaryota, Evosea, Eumycetozoa, Dictyosteliales, Dictyosteliaceae. Bases 1 to 564 code for a protein of 187 amino acids. The record is from RefSeq and is a predicted model, not a curated record. Gene Ontology annotation, molecular function: 3'-5'-RNA exonuclease activity; nucleic acid binding. Gene Ontology annotation, cellular component: mitochondrion. The transcript has 2 exons.